Huiozyma naganishii CBS 8797 is the source of this 1497-nucleotide messenger RNA. It is a transcript of the gene FRS2, whose product is annotated as phenylalanine--tRNA ligase subunit alpha. Gene Ontology annotation, molecular function: phenylalanine-tRNA ligase activity; ATP binding; tRNA binding. Gene Ontology annotation, biological process: phenylalanyl-tRNA aminoacylation. Bases 1 to 1497 code for a protein of 498 amino acids. The record is from RefSeq and is a predicted model, not a curated record. Gene Ontology annotation, cellular component: cytosol; phenylalanine-tRNA ligase complex; cytoplasm. The transcript has a single exon. NCBI's taxonomy places the organism in Eukaryota, Fungi, Ascomycota, Saccharomycetes, Saccharomycetales, Saccharomycetaceae.
AUGUCCGAUUUCCAGAUUGAGAUACUGCACAAAUUGAACGACUUGGGUGAAAUCAAGUCCACUUUGGCGACUUUCCCAGACAAAUCAUCGCAGGAUGUCUUGUCCGCAUUGAGCUCACUACAGGCGCAUAACAAGCUGGAAUUUAAGAGAUCUGAGGCGAUUUACUACGAGUUGAGCAAAGAGGGUGAGGAUAUUGCCGCGAACGGAUCCCACGAGAUCAAGCUAGUCGAAUUGAUCAACCAGUUCGGGAAGUUGGAAAUCAAAGACGUCAUGACCAAGUUGGGGAAGGACGGGAAGUUGGGACAAGCGAGAGCCUUCAAAAAUGGGUGGAUUGUGAAGACUCCAGGUAACGAAUUGGAACUGAGUGAGAAGGCAAAGACUGCGACGUUGCUCGACGACACGAAGGAGCUUUUGGUCAAAAUUUCGAAGGACUCCAAUACAGAACUCGACAGUAAGACAAUUGCUGAUUUGAAAAAGAGGAAGCUGAUCAACCCAAAGAAGGUCACCGAUUUCAGUGUCGUGAAGGGUGCCGAGUUCUCCACAGACCUAGUCAAAGCGGCCACGGAUUUGACCUCUGACAUGAUCGCAUCUGGUACUUACAAAGACUUGAAAUUCAAACCUUACAACUUCAACUCGCAAGGUGUCCCACCCCAAUCCGGUGCUUUGCACCCAUUGAGCAAAGUGAGAGAGGAGUUCAGACAGAUUUUUUUUUCGAUGGGAUUCACAGAGAUGCCCACGAACCAGUACGUUGAAACUGGUUUCUGGAAUUUCGAUACUUUAUACGUUCCUCAACAACAUCCUGCCCGUGACCUCCAAGACACUUUCUACAUCAAGGACCCGCUGACGGGUGACUUGCCAAGCGAUAAAACGUACAUGGACAACAUCAAAGCUGUUCACGAACAAGGUAAGUUUGAUUCCAUCGGGUACCGUUACAACUGGAAGGCGGAAGAGUGUCAAAAAUUGGUCCUGAGAACACACACCACGGCAGUCUCCGCUAGAAUGCUACACGAAUUGGCCAAGGAUCCAAAGCCAACGAGACUGUUCUCCAUUGACCGUGUUUUUCGUAACGAGGCGGUCGACGCUACACAUUUGGCCGAGUUCCACCAAGUGGAAGGUGUGUUGGCCGACUACAACAUCACCCUUGGUGACUUGAUCAAGUUCAUGGAAGAGUUCUUUGCCAAGAUGGGUGUCACGGGAUUGAGAUUCAAACCCACAUAUAACCCAUACACUGAACCAUCCAUGGAGAUCUUCUCAUGGCACGAAGGGUUGGGCAAGUGGGUCGAGAUCGGUAACUCCGGUAUGUUCAGACCUGAAAUGUUGGAAAGUAUGGGUCUCCCAAGAGACCUGAGAGUGCUGGGCUGGGGGUUGUCCCUGGAGAGACCCACCAUGAUCAAAUACAAAGUUCAAAACAUUAGAGAAUUACUGGGCCACAAAGUCUCUCUAGACUUCAUCGAAACCAACCCAGCUGCCCGGUUAGAUGAAUUGUUGUACGAAUAG